AUGCCUCCGCCGUCUGAGCUCGUCAUUGCUACCAAGGCCGUUGAGCGCCUCGUCAAGGAGGAGGCUUACUACCACGCCGAGCUGGCCAAGCAGGAGGAGCGUGUCCGCAAGCUCACCGCCGACAUCGCCACGUCUCGGCCCGAGGAUCUCGAUCCCAAUGCCGAUUAUGUCCUGAGGCAAGAGACCCGUGCGGCCGAGGAAACAAAGGCCGUCUUCGCCCCCCUUAAGCUCCGCACCCAGGAUGCCGUGGCCAAGCUGGAGGAGCAGAUUGCUUUCCGCGAGAGCUCCGGCGCCGCGGCCGACACCGAGCUCGAAAAGGCUCGUGCCAUUCUUCGCACCGGACAGACGGCCAUCGCCAAAGAGGACUGA
Molecule: messenger RNA, 369 nt
Organism: Grosmannia clavigera kw1407
Lineage: Eukaryota; Fungi; Ascomycota; Sordariomycetes; Ophiostomatales; Ophiostomataceae
Product: tubulin-specific chaperone
Exons: 2
Coding region: 1-369 (122 amino acids)
Biological process (GO): post-chaperonin tubulin folding pathway; tubulin complex assembly
Cellular component (GO): cytosol; microtubule cytoskeleton
Molecular function (GO): beta-tubulin binding
Source: RefSeq, a predicted model, not a curated record